AGCAGAGAAAGAGAGAGACAGAGAGAGAGAGAGAGAGAGAGAAUAAGAAAAAGAAAAAGAAAACAGCGCUUUAGUAUCAGUUAUGGAAGGUGUGUAUCCCGACGUGUUUGUUUAUACAUUUGUUUAUUUACGGUUUCCGUUCAGAAUGUUUUUCAGCACUCGGUUUGCCUUUCACGCCAUGUUGUCCACAAUUGAAGUGCGACCACAAAUUAAGUGGGUUUAGGCUGAGAAGGCUGUGCUAUGGACACAGUUGAAAACAGUUAUGAGAAGAGACCUGUGAAAACGAGGGAAUAGUAAUGGACUUCUGAGAGAGCCGUAUGUAACCAUCUCUUUCUUCUUGUCGGUUGAUUGAAACUGUGUGACAGAAGGACGGAGGAAACGCGUCUGUUUUUCACCUCUCCUCUCAAAAGGACUACUGAAUCCAGAUACUGUCAAAUCUGCUGUUGUGAAGUGCACCAUCUUAAUUUCAUUUCUGCAUUGCAACCCAAGGAGAAAGAACACCCCUGUUAUCAUUUACUCCUCGGCUCAGUGUGAGAUUCUGCGCCACUUUGUGACUGGGGUGUUGGGAGUGGAGAGGCUUUGGCUUUCAUACCCAUCACUGCAAAGUUUUGUGUUUUUUUUUUUGUUGUUGUUGUUGUUUCCUCCUGAAUUCUUGCCUCAGCUCACCGUGUCAUCAUCAGCAUGGCUUUACCGGAUAACUCCAGUGGCAUUUCAGACGAGCUGGCUUUUCCAGAGAUUAUUGAACUCAACGUAGGGGGCCAGGUAUACAUAACUCGUUACUCGACUCUCACUAGCGUCCCUGAGUCACUCUUAUGGGAGAUGUUCAGCCAGAAAAGCGCCAAGAGCCUGGCGCGUGACACAAAGGGCCGCUUUUUUGUCGACCGCGACGGCUUCCUGUUUCGCUAUAUCCUGGACUACAUGCGAGACCAGCAACUUGUUCUGCCUGACCAUUUCCCAGAGCGAGGGAGACUACAGCGAGAGGCCGAGUACUUCAACCUUCCUGAGCUAGCCAAGCUUCUGGCUCCGAAGAUCAGCAAGCAGAACUCGCUGGGUGACGACGGAUGCCAGAGUGACACGGAGGAGUCGUCACCGAGUGCUGACGCUAGCCGAAACCUGGCGGCGUUGGGAACAGCGACCUGCAGCAGCCUAGUAGCCGGCGACGGCAAGCGCACCGGGUUCAUCACAAUUGGCUAUCGAGGCUCCUACACGCUGGGCCGUGAUAGCCAAACCGACGCUAAGUUCCGCCGUGUGGCCCGGAUCAUGGUAUGCGGGAAGACGUCGUUGGCCAAAGAGGUUUUUGGGGAAACCCUGAACGAAAGCCGUGACCCUGACCGGCCGCCGGAGCGGUACACCUGUCGCUACUAUUUGAAAUUCACGUUCCUCGAACAAGCUUUCGACAAGUUGGCUGAUGCUGGCUUUCACAUGGUGGCCUGCAACUCGACAGGCACGUGCGCGUUCACACAUGACCAAACUGAUGACAAGAUCUGGACCAGCUACACGGAAUACGUUUUCUACCGUGAGUGAGACCAGACCUGUGUUCCUGACCCUUCUCCUCCCAAACCUACUUGCCUCUCUCUGAGAAUGUGCUCCCUUAGAUGCAGAUGCUUCUAGAUCACCAUCCCAAACCAAACCUCCAACCAGACUUGCCCUUGAUACUUCAUGUCACUUCCCCUCUCUUCAAACCAACUCUGUCCCUUCAGCUAGAAACAGCUCCUGAUACAUGUCUAAUCAUUUCUGGCCUUCGUGAAGUACUCUGUCAUGCUGUCGGGUUUCAAUUUCGUGGCGUUCUGUUGCUUUUAAACUGGCACAAGGCCGGCAGAAAGGGCUUGGAACGGGCCUCUCUGUAUCUCCAAGUAGCCUUUGCACCAAACUAUAACAAUGGCAUUCCUCUCAUCAGUCCAUCACAUAAGUGGACGUUCACGGCUUGCUUGAAUGUUGGUUCUCUGUAAUGACAAGUCGUUGUAAUCUUAAGCUAAAUAUUUUGGGACCAAGCCAUUAGGAAACCAGCAGGUAGACAGGCCAGGCGUAUGAACCCUAAAGCAAAUCUGUUUGAUUGUUAGACAAGCACGUCGUUCUGAAUCUGCAAUGCCACUGCAUGUAAAUAAGCAACAGUUGCCACUACGGCGCAAGAAGAUCGAACGAUCUGCAGUGCUUUUCGUUUCUGUCAAUCCACAGCAGUCCACGUGCGUUCAUAAGACAAGAUGUUCGCGUCACGCUGUUGUAAUUCUAACUAAGCACAAAGUGUCACACCAGAAGGGGGAUUUGCCUUCUUGCCAAAGCACAUCAAGGGCUGAACUCUGAGCAGGAGGCUAUGGAACACAGACAAAAAAAGGAUUAAGGUGUUGCCUGAAAUCUGCUCAGUAAAGCCUGAUGAGAUGUAUUGAUAGCGACAUGAGGCAAUUUCUGUGUCUGGUCUCCAGCCGCACACUUUUAUUAUGCCUUUUAAGGGAUUUAAAAAAUAAUAAUAAUUUCCCUACCAUGUGUAUGUAACGUUACACCAUUUAGAAUUCUUUCUUCGUAAGGAACAGAUACUGCAGUUGUAUCAGCAUAUUUUCUUCUUUUUUUUUUUUACGGUUAGCUUGAGUCGAUUAUUUAGCGCUUCAAUUCCAUUGACAGAACGUACAGAUUUACGUAAGAAAGCCCGAGAAGUCCGAGAAGUUUAGGUUAAGUGAAGACGCGUGUCAGCAACAGGGCAGAUUCUAAGGAGUAUAAAAGGGUGUGAAAAACAAACAAACAAACCUGAGAUUAGAAUUAGAUUAGGCAGAAUACGUUUUCAGGUCCACCCUCAGGAUAAUUCUGGAUUUGCACAGCAGUUCUUACCUCAGAUCUGUAGAAAGUAUUUAAGGCAUAAACAAUGAAAUGGCUUUAUGAGUACAACUCUUUUCACUAAAUGCUUUCAUUAGGCAGAUUCUUGCCACACAUGUGCUAUCAUGUCGCCUGACAGGAAAACGUUUACAUUGAGCCGGUCAUAUAAUUAUCUAGGAUAUCCUAUUAUCCUGUUAAUUUUCUUGUGAAGACUUUGUGUUGUUAGCAGCGAGUUAGGAAAAAAAAAAAAAAAAGAAAAAAAAAUGUGCUAAAAAGCAGCAUGAAUAAAAUCAGCAAUUUGUGUAAUGUGUGGUGAAUUCAAGUACCAAUCAGUUGUGUAUUACUCUUUGGAAUCACGGUUCUCAGUAUCUAAUCACUGUAAAAUUGUUAAAAGGAAAAUAAACAAUUUGGUUAAUAACUUAGGAGUCUUCAACAGGUGAAAUACAGUCACGUAUGAAAAUCUCUAAAUUUGCCUUGAUGAUGAUGAUGAUGAUGAUGAUGCUAUGUAUGUAGUUAAUGGUGGAGAUGGAAGCAUUAAACUGGAUUAACUUGCA
Ictalurus punctatus (channel catfish) is the source of this 3359-nucleotide messenger RNA. It is a transcript of the gene kctd12b, whose product is annotated as potassium channel tetramerisation domain containing 12b. NCBI's taxonomy places the organism in Eukaryota, Metazoa, Chordata, Actinopteri, Siluriformes, Ictaluridae. Gene Ontology annotation, biological process: regulation of G protein-coupled receptor signaling pathway; protein homooligomerization. The transcript has a single exon. The coding region runs from base 682 to 1524 and encodes 280 amino acids. The record is from RefSeq and is a predicted model, not a curated record. Gene Ontology annotation, molecular function: protein binding.